AUGACCUUCGGGCCGCCCACGGACACCUCGGGUUUCGAGGUCCACCGCGCUUCCAUGAGGUGCCUGGACAAUGGAUUCAGCUUCGGCCUGGUGGAUGUCCGCAACAGCUCCGCCGUCGAGCUGCUCCUCACAAAGGCUUGGCUGGUGGAGUUCGCGCACCACGUGGACGUCUUGGCUAACCGCGGGUCCAAGGCCACGGGCAAGGGCAAGGCCGCUGCCGCUUCCCUCCAGCACGCCGUCUUCGGCGAGUCGGCGAUCGUUUCAGAGAUGACCACAGACCCGGGUUUGGCGAUGGUCCGCCCGAACUUCGUGGCGCACGCGGCCCCAGAGGUCGAGCACGACGUUGCCGUCCUCGAGCUGGUCUGCAGAGACCGAGAGGAAACGGGCGGCGCUGGCCCCGCCGAGCCGCAGGAACGACAAGGAGCGCCGGCGAAACCAGCUUCCACUCCCCUGACCUCGUUCGGUUUUGCAUCGAGGAUCUCGUGGAGCUGCUGCACAACUUAG
Molecule: messenger RNA, 504 nt
Organism: Prorocentrum cordatum
Lineage: Eukaryota; Dinophyceae; Prorocentrales; Prorocentraceae
Source: the annotation of a GenBank genome assembly